Molecule: messenger RNA, 1926 nt
Organism: Pleuronectes platessa (European plaice)
Lineage: Eukaryota; Metazoa; Chordata; Actinopteri; Pleuronectiformes; Pleuronectidae
Gene: hand2
Product: heart and neural crest derivatives expressed 2
Exons: 2
Coding region: 39-803 (254 amino acids)
Biological process (GO): heart development; regulation of transcription by RNA polymerase II
Molecular function (GO): protein dimerization activity; DNA-binding transcription factor activity, RNA polymerase II-specific; RNA polymerase II transcription regulatory region sequence-specific DNA binding
Source: RefSeq, a predicted model, not a curated record
UGGGUGGUGGGGGCUCCUGAGUGCGUGUUUGUGUCACCAUGAGUCUUGUCUCGGGCUUCCCUCACCACCCGGUCAUGCACCAUCACGACAGCCAUCACUAUUCCUUGCAUGCUGCGACUGCUAGUCGAUGUCACGAGGACUCCGGAGCUCCUCCUUACUUCACGAGCUGGCUGAUAAGCCACGCGGAUAUGUCUCCCACUGAGUAUAGCCUUGCGCCCGGCUACAGUCCAGAGUACCAUGGCAAUAACAGCGGCGGGUCCACUGGCGGCCUUGACCCCCACCAUCAUCAUCACCACCACUAUGGGCCUGGCACUUUGGUUCCGGGGGCCGGAACCCUUUCAGUUAACGGAGCUACGGUCGGUAUGCACCUCCACCACCACACACAUCCUCGGACUGUGAAGCGGAGACCUACGGCCAACCGUAAAGAGAGGCGGCGGACCCAGAGCAUUAACUCGGCCUUUGCGGAGCUGAGAGAGUGUAUUCCCAACGUCCCGGCAGACACCAAGCUGUCCAAGAUUAAGACACUGCGGCUGGCUACCAGCUACAUCUCGUACCUGAUGGACAUCCUGGACAAGGACGGACAGCACGGAGACACACAGGCUUUCAAGGCCGAGCUGAAAAAGUCGGAGGUUAGGGAGGAGCGGAGGAAGAGAGAGGCGGUGGAGAUCCCAAAGACGACUUCAUCGUCAUCAUCACCAUCAUCAUCGUCCUCGUCGUUGUUCUCCUCAUCAGCGGGCGAUAAGAAGAGUAAAGGACGCACAGGGUGGCCUCAACAUGUCUGGGCUCUGGAACUCAAACAGUAGCACUCUUGUGUCCACCAUCUCUUCCCUCAAAGAGUGUGACAGCAUCGACCUGAUCUGUAAUGCAGCCAUUGUGGUCUCAGCCUCACACAGAGCCGCUGUACAAACUUGUAGCCUAAAGCUCCAUUUCCUUCAUAUCGAUGAGUCUCCGAAGAUCACUGGCUUGCUUAAAGGGUAGAGAUCACUCCCCUACUUUAAUUAGCAGAGACCUCAAGUUCAAAGUUAAAUGAAGGUUUAACUUUGAACCAUCAUUUCCUCGACAGAGAAAACUCCCAUGAAUCACACAUUCUUUGUUCUUUUUAUUUUAAUGAAGAUUUUAAGAGAAAACAGUAACACAAACGUAUAAUUUACAUCUACACUUGAUGUGAAAAAUGUCAACCACCACUUUCUAGUGAUUCAAUCUGUUUGAUGUCAGUGGAAGGAUAAUUGAAAAUACAAUAAAUGUCUGUGGGCUUGAGCUAAAGAGCAUAUGUGCAUUAGAGGCAGAUCAGUGGGGUUAAAUAACAUACUAACUAUUAAUAGUGUAUAUUUGACCUCAUAAAUCGAUAGUGUCUACUCUUACAAUCGUCGCGCCGCUGGCGCGUCUAACUUAACCAGUUUUGCGACAGAUAUUGUCGCUUUUAGCUUCUUUAAGACCUCAUUAAAUAAUUUACUAUUGUGUGCGGCAAAGAAUUUUCUUCUGAGGCAAAACAGAAUGCGCUGGGGAUAGGCCAAACAAUAUCUCUCUCUCUCUCUCUCUCUCUCUCUCUCUCUCUCUCUCUCUCUCUCUCUCUCUCUCUCUCUCUCUCUCUCUCUCUCUCUCGCCAAACAGCCGCACACACACACCGGGUGUUGACGCGCUCUUUGAUGUACUUGAUUAAAUAUAUUUGUAUGUGCAAUUGGACCGAUGGCCACACUAGCCUCUAAGUGACAGCGGACAUUUACUGUUCCUCUUAUUGUACCACAAGGUAGGCUUAUGUGAAAUUCUCCUUCUAUGUUUCCUCUAAUAACUUUGAAUUGUAAAUCUGGUGACGUCACAGUAAUGCAAAAGUGUCCAUGUUAUGCUGUGGAAAAUGUGGUAGGACUCUUAUAGUGUGGGAUGUAAACAGUGUCAUAAAUUGAAUAAACCACCACCUGCUUAUAGUAA